GCAGGCUCCGUGGCGCGGGGACCGUGCGCUCCUGGAAGCGCCCAGCGGCUCCUCCGCGCACCCCGGCCCAUCACGGCGCCUCCGCCGCCGCCCCCUCCUCUCCUAGCCCCGCGGCGCCUGCCGCAGUCGCCCGUGGCGGAGCAGCGCCGAGCGCCCCAGGUACCGAGUGCGGGCGGGAACGGGGCCGGUGACCGGGCAGCCGGGUGGGGAGGGCGCGGAGGCGCGGCCGCUGCUCCUCCUCUCCCCGCGGGCUGGCCCGCCCCGCGCCCCCCGAACGCCGCAGGGGACCGUGUCCGCCCAAGCUCGGGGGUGCCUCAGCGUCGGCUCUGAGACUUGCCUUCCCCGCCGAGGGCUUGGCUUUGGCCCGUGGGCCCCCUCCUGCGACCCCAAGAACUAGGGCUCCCGACCUGGAGCCUCCCUACGCCCACCUGCCGCGGGGGAGCUUGCCACCGGCCUGAGAGCGCCCAUUCGCCCCCUGCUCCCCCUCCCCGGGUCCCCGCCCCAGGCAGACGCCCCUGCCCCCACCUUACUGCCCACCGCUUCUAGGGGUUUCUGCUCGCACCCAUCCAACCUCCAAGAGUCCUCUGGCCUCCCCAUCCUCCUGACUUUCCGCCCGCUCCCUCUAGGGGACUCUGCUUCUCAUCAGGUGCCCCCUCCCAAACUUCCUACUCGUUUCUCCCUGCCUGACAUCCGAAGACACCCGUAUAACCCCUCUCCAUCCUCCUCGGGUCGCUGUCCUUUGAUCUGGCGCCCCGUCCCUAUGUUCCCACCUGUCCCCUGGGGGGUCUGUUCUCACCGACGACGCCCUUCCAGCCCCUCCUCCUCCAGGUCCCUCACCCUGUCUUCCUGCCAGUCCUCGGGCCCCCUCUCGGGCCCCAAGUCUUCGCCCUCCAUCCCCUGCCCCCAUGGUUCCAGAUCCAGGCCCUGCCAACAACAGCACCCUAGACUGGGGGGCAGGGCCACCGUCGGACCCGGAGGGCAGCGGCUGGGUGGCGGCCGCGCUGUGUGUGGUCAUCGCGCUGACUGCUGCAGCCAACUCGCUGCUCAUCGCGCUCAUCUGCACGCAGCCGGCGCUGCGCAACACGUCCAACUUCUUCCUGGUGUCGCUCUUCACCUCGGACCUGAUGGUGGGGCUGGUGGUGAUGCCGCCGGCCAUGCUGAACGCGCUGUACGGGCGCUGGGUGCUGGCGCGCAGCCUCUGCCUGCUCUGGGCCGCCUUCGACGUGAUGUGCUGCAGCGCCUCCAUCCUCAACCUCUGCCUCAUCAGCCUGGACCGCUACCUGCUCAUCCUCUCUCCGCUGCGCUACAAGCUGCGCAUGACGCCCCCGCGCGCCCUGGCGCUGGUCCUGGGCGCCUGGAGCCUCGCCGCGCUCGCCUCCUUCCUGCCCCUGCUGCUGGGCUGGCACGAGCUGGGCCGCGCGCGGGCACCCGCCCCGGGCCAGUGCCGCCUGCUGGCCAGCCUGCCCUUCGUCCUCGUGGCGUCGGGCCUCACCUUCUUCCUGCCCUCCGGGGCCAUCUGCUUCACCUACAGCAGGAUCCUGCUGGCCGCCCGAAAGCAGGCUGUGCAGGUGGCCUCCCUCCCUACCGGCAUGGCCGGCCAGGCCUUGGAGACGCUGCAGGUGCCCAGGACCUCACGCCCAGGGGUGGAGUCAGCUGACAGCAGGCGCCUGGCCACCAAGCACAGCAGGAAGGCCUUGAAGGCCAGCUUGACCCUGGGCAUCCUGCUGGGCAUGUUCUUUGUGACGUGGCUGCCCUUCUUUCUGGCCAACAUAGCCCAGGCCGUGUGCAACUGCAUCUCCCCAGGCCUCUUCGAUGGCCUCACGUGGCUGGGAUACUGUAACAGCACCAUGAACCCCAUCAUCUACCCACUCUUCAUGCGGGACUUCAAGCGGGCGUUGGGCAGGUUCCUGCCGUGUCCCCGCUGCCCCCGGGAGCGCCAAGCCAGCCUUGCCUCACCCUCCAUGCGAACCUCUCACAGUGGCCCCCGACCGGGCCUGAGCCUGCAGCACGUUCUGCCACUGCCCCUGCCCCCGGGCUCGGACUCAGACUCAGGCUCGGGGGGCUCCUCAGGCCUGCAGCUCAUGGCCCAGCUGCUGCUGCCUGGAGAGGCCACCCGGGACCCCCCGCCACCUGCCAGGGGUGCUGCUGUGGUCAACUUCUUCAACAUGGAUCCCGUGGAGCCCGAGCUGCGGCUGCAUCCUCUUGGUACUCCCACGAACUGAUCCGGGCUUGGAGCUGGUCAGCGGGAGUGGGACUGGAUGGAACUAAGUCCUUGAGGCCUUGGACCAACUCUUGGCUGGGCCAGGAGGCUGCAGGUCCAGUGGGGCGAGCUCCAGUGGGGUGCACUAAAUCAGCCCCCACUGCCUAACUUCAGGUCCCCUACUUAGAGGGACUGGCUCAGAUGUGGCUUUUUCCAGGAUGCUUCAUUGCUGUGUGAGAUUUGUGGGUGUGUGUAGGGGAUGGUUGGAGGACUCCAGGAGUGGGGAAAAGGACCUCUUGGUUGAGAUCAGGAUGAAGACAAUCAUCUCUGCACCAUCUCUCAGAGUGCAUGGGAGGGAUGCCUGUGUCUGCAGAGAUGGACUCGCGCAGGGCUGACUCCCUCAAGCCUCUAAGCGUGGGUCAUGGGCCGAUGGCAUCACCCGGGAGUUUGUUAAAAAAACACCUCUGCCCCACCCCAGACCUGCUGAGUGAGCACCUGCACGUUAGCAAGAGCUCCAGGUGAAUCAUGUGCUCAUUACAGCUUGAGGUGUGUUGGCUUACGUGAUCUUUAACCCUGAGCAUGAUUUGCUGGCGUUCUUGGACUGGCUAGCCCCUCAGGAUGUAUGUAGCUGCACAGAAAAACACCCGAGCCUGGGAGUCAGGAGGCAUACAUUUGAAUCUCUGCUCCACUGCUUCCCAGCCCUUGCACAGGUUACUUAACCUCUCUGAGCCUGUUAUUCCACAUGCAGAAUGGCAUAACGAUGCCUCUCCUGUAAGGUCUGAUGAGAAUUAAGACAAUGUGCGUAGAAUGCCCAGCACCUGGCAGGUGGUCAGUAGGUGGUAGCUGUCAUUAUAACUUCUGGCCAACCAGCCCCCUGGCCUCUGGCUGUGGGCCAGGAAGGGCUCUCUGUUCCCACUGUCCUUUCCACCUUCCUCCUCCUCUUCAGCCCUGGCCCAGAUUCCCACAACCUGACUCUGGUUCCUCAACUCCUUGCUCUGGAUGCUGGCAGGGCCCCCAUCUCAGCUCCCAGGCUGCUGCACUGCCUUUCAUGGGGGCAUGGUUUCUUGUUAACAUCUGGGAUGGGUGGUCCUCUUCCCUGGGCUUCCUUAGACCUAGAAGGGAACAAGCUGAUGGGGACAGAACCAGCCUUUUGCCCCACUUCCCCUGGUCUUCGCUGGGUCAGUGAGGGAAAUGGGCGUGGUGGCUACUUGGGUCACAAGAGUUGAAGAGGAGCUGUGCCCGUGUGGGCUGGUGCCUUCGGGCAGGCAGGUGACCCUGGCACAGGGCCUGGUAUUUUUAGAGGAGAGUCUUGGUGCCUACAGUUUACGUGCUGUAGGCUCCUUUUCAGUCUGAGGUUUAUCUUACUCUCCACCCCCAACCAAGUUCCAUCAACCCCGGGGGCUCCGCUGCUGGCCUGGCGCUCUCCUUGGUGCUGAUCAGCACAACCCUGGCCUGGCCCCUGGCCGCAGACUGGCCAUGGUGCUUGCUGGGCUUUUCCUCUGCCCCCAGGCCUGCCCGAGGGACUCUCCAUAAGCACUAGCUGAAGGCAGUGACUGUGGGGUGGUCUGGAUUCACUUGGGCUGGAGAAGCAGCUGGUGAAGUGGGAAGAGACCGUGGACACAGGUGUUCUGAGUUCCGGUCCAGACUCUGUCCCUGGUUUGCUCUGGGACCUCAGUGAAGUCAUUUCCCCUCUCGGGGCCUCAGUUUUCCCUGGGUGACAUGAGCUGUUUAGACUCAUAGCCGCAGGAGUUCUGUAAAUAUUUGUUGAACCACCAAAUACAUAUACCCCUGAGGACCAGUUCAGCUCCAACACUCCAACUGCCCCUGCCUCCCCCUCCCCACUGCCUCCUCCAGAGCUUGGCAAUACUUCCUCUGCCUGGGCCUUGAUUUCCCCAUCUGCACAAUGGGGGAGAACGAUCUCUGGCCCUGUCAUUCAGGGACAGCAGGAGGAACAAAGGAGACGGUUCCCAUGGUUGCAGAUACAGUGGCUAAGAGCUGGGGCUCUGGAGGCCAAGUGACUGGAGUUUGAGACUGACCGGCUGUGUGACCUUGAGUA
Equus caballus (horse) is the source of this 4256-nucleotide messenger RNA. RefSeq names its product 5-hydroxytryptamine receptor 6 (gene HTR6). NCBI's taxonomy places the organism in Eukaryota, Metazoa, Chordata, Mammalia, Perissodactyla, Equidae. Gene Ontology annotation, molecular function: G protein-coupled serotonin receptor activity; neurotransmitter receptor activity. Gene Ontology annotation, biological process: G protein-coupled receptor signaling pathway, coupled to cyclic nucleotide second messenger; chemical synaptic transmission. The record is from RefSeq and is a predicted model, not a curated record. Gene Ontology annotation, cellular component: dendrite; plasma membrane.